Molecule: messenger RNA, 680 nt
Organism: Sphaeroforma arctica JP610
Lineage: Eukaryota; Ichthyosporea; Ichthyophonida
Exons: 3
Coding region: 69-680 (203 amino acids)
Source: RefSeq, a predicted model, not a curated record
CAUAUAUUCAUUCAACUGUUUCUACCAACAUACACUCUUUCGAAUAGCUCUACAUAUAUGCAAGCAGUAUGACCAAAGCAGCCAAGAUCCCCUCAGCUAUCGACGGUGCCUCUAAGAAACACACUACCGAGCAAUCAUCAAAACACUCAAGCACAGACAAAGACGGCCUUAGGAAUAGGAAGAAGAAUGAAACGACAACAAUCUCAAGCGAAGUUGCUACAGAAACGAAUGAUAGUAGCACAAAGAUAGAUAAACAUGCAAAAGGUACCGGAAAAUCAGGUAACAACACGAAAAAGAAAUUAGAAGCCAAGCCCAGUAGCUGGACAUGGAGCGGAUUAAUUGGGACGAUCACAGGCUAUGUGGCCACUUUGGCUGCAAUUGCGUACAUAGGCGUGAUGGGGUAUCAUUUCUUUCACUUGUUUCAUCCCGAAGGAGCGGGGCCUGAAGAUGUGGGGAGAGAGUAUUAUAAUUCAUUCAAAGAUGGUGAAGCACUGGAUGUAUAUACCUAUUUGACCACUGGGCAUAGGGUGUGUAGUGGUUUCAUAGACAAUGCGACGGAGUCGCUCAAUGCCUCCACGUGUGUGCUGGUGUGGAAUCCAAAGAAUAUCCGAUACGGGUACCACAACGAAACGAUGAAACAGGAUCUACGAUACGGAUACAACGAAACGAUAGACAGGUAG